This is a messenger RNA of Penicillium subrubescens, 1062 nucleotides long. Its product is annotated as fungal specific transcription factor domain-containing protein. Gene Ontology annotation, molecular function: zinc ion binding; DNA binding. Lineage: Eukaryota; Fungi; Ascomycota; Eurotiomycetes; Eurotiales; Aspergillaceae. The transcript has a single exon. The record is from RefSeq and is a predicted model, not a curated record. Gene Ontology annotation, biological process: DNA-templated transcription. Bases 1 to 1062 code for a protein of 353 amino acids.
AUGGACGAUGAUCGCGACGCUGCCUCGUUUGUGUAUAUCUUUGCCGCAGUAACGUUAAACCUGACGCGAGGUGAGCCUGUACAGGAGGCACCCGCGACGCGUGAGCGCAUCGCGACUUUGCUGACCCGCUCACUGGAGCACCGUCGGCCGCUGGGGUUUGACUCGCAGCCAACAGUCCUGUCAGUCAUUUGCAGUCUCUUUACAGAGAUGUGCAGUGUUGGUCUACGGCGCCUUGAUAUGGGCUUUUUGUAUCUUCGAGAGGCCAUCUCGCUGCUGUACAUGCUUCACGCUCACUCAGAUGAAGCGCUGGCUGAAAUCGAAAUGCCGGAGCGGGCACGCCUACAACGCGUCUAUUGGGAAUGUUUUAUACACGAGCGCUUUACGGCUCUGACUUACAACAGGCCACCAUGUCUGAGUCCCUUGCGCGGUCUGCCAGACCAUGAUCCAUCCUUGCCGGAAGAUGUUGAGGCCGGCUUCAACCAUAUCAUCAACAAUUUCUGCUUGGUCGAUAGAGAGUUUCUUGAAUACUGGCUAUGUGAACGGACAGGUGUGAGCUCCGAAUGGAUCGAGAACAAGCAGCGCCAAUUGGAAGACAAUUGCUGGCACCGCGAAGUCUCCCAGCUACCGGGCAUGUUGCAGGCAGAUUUAAUCAUUACUCGACACUGGUUGCGCACGCUUACCUGGCAGAUUGCGCUGUCAAACACUCUCCUCUCCUCCUCGCCUGAUUCGUGUCUACUCCUCUCCCUUUCAUUCCCACUACGACUCUCAAAUCAGCUACGUCAGUUUCUGGUGACCAUUCCACACGAUAUGGUCGGCAUUCAUGGGUCCGGAAUUCUCGAAAAACUCUAUGAAAUCGCCAAUGUAAUCACCGAUGUGGUUCUGCAACUGCCUCAUGCAUCUGGAGACGAUACUAUUCAACGAAUUCACGACAUCAUCUUUCUCAAAAACUUUGUCUACUCUUUUGCUGGGUUUCAAACUCUGCGACCGGUGGUUCUUACGCAGAAGUUUGAGAUGAUUCGUGAGAAAUAUCCGGAGAUCAGGGAAAUCGAGCUUUUACUCUAG